Molecule: messenger RNA, 1556 nt
Organism: Pan troglodytes (chimpanzee)
Lineage: Eukaryota; Metazoa; Chordata; Mammalia; Primates; Hominidae
Biological process (GO): DNA integration
Molecular function (GO): RNA-DNA hybrid ribonuclease activity; nucleic acid binding
Source: RefSeq, a predicted model, not a curated record
UCAAUACCCAUUUAGUAAGAUGGACACCUGAAGCAGAAGCGGCUUUCCAGGCCCUAAAGAAGGCCCUAACCCAAGCCCCAGUGUUAAGCUUGCUGAUGGGGCAAGACUUUUCUUUAUAUGUCAUAAAAAAACCAGGAAUAGCUCUAGGAGUCCUUACACAGGUCCGAGGGACGAGCUUGCAACCCGUGGCAUACCUGAAUAAGGAAAUUGAUGUAGUGGCAAAGGGUUGGCCUCAUUGUUUAUGGGUAGUGGCAGCAGUAGCAGUCUUAGUAUCUGAAGCAGUUAAAAUAAUACAGGGAAGAGAUUUUACUGUGUGGUCAUCUCAUGAUGUGAACGGCAUACUCACUGCUAAAGGAGACUUGUGGCUGUCAGACAACCAUUUACUUAAAUAUCAGGCUGUAUUACUUGAAGGGCCAGUGCUGCGACUGCGCAUUUGUGCAACUCUUAACCCAGCCCCAUUUCUUCCGGACAAUGAAGAAAAGAUAGAACAUAACUGUCAACAAGUAAUUGCUCAAACCUACACCGCUGAGGGGGACCCUUUAGAGGUUCCCUUGACUGAUCCUGACCUCAACUUGUAUACUGAUGGAAGUUCCUUUGUAGAAAAAGGACUUCAAAAAGCAGGGUAUGCAGUGGUCAGUGAUAAUGGAAUACUUGAAAGUAAUCUCACUCCGGGAACUAGUGCUCAGCUGGCAGAACUAAUAGCCCUCACUCGGGCACUAGAAUUAGGAGAAGGAAAAAGGGUAAAUAUAUAUACAGAUUCUAAGUAUGCUUACCUAGUCCUCCAUGCCCAUGCAGCAAUAUGGAGAGAAGGGGAAUUCCUAAUUUCUGAGGGAACACCUAUCAAACAUCAGGAAGCCAUUAGGAGAUUAUUAUUGGCUGUACAGAAACCUAAAGAAGUGACAGUCUUACACUGCCAGGGUCAUCAGAAAGGAAAGGAAAGGGAAAUAGAAGGGAACCGCCAAGAGGAUAUUGAAGCCAAAAGAGCCGCAAGGCAGGACCCUCCGUUAGAAAUGCUUAUAAAAGGACCCCUAGUAUGGGGUAAUCCCCUCCGGGAAACCAAGCCCCAGUACUCAGAAGAAGAAAUAGAAUGGGGAACCUCACGAGGACAUAGUUUCCUCCCCUCAGGAUGGCUAGCCACUGAAGAAGGAAAAAUACUUUUGCCGGCAGCUAACCAAUGGAAAUUACUUAAAACCCUUCAGCAAACCUUUCACUUAGGCAUUGAUAGCACCCAUCAGAUAGCCAAAUCAUUAUUUACUGGACCAGGCCUUUUCAAAACUAUCAAGCAGAUAGUCAGGGCCUGUGAAGUGUGCCAAAGAAAUAAUCCCCUGCCUUAUCGCCAAGCUCCUUCAGGAGAAAAAAGAACAGGCAAUUACCCAAGAGAAGACUGGCAACUAGAUUUUAUCCACAUGCCAAAAUCGCAGGGAUUUCAGUGUCUACUAGUCUGGGUAGAUACUUUCACUGGUUGGGCAGAGGCCUUCCCCUGUAGGACAGAAAAGUUCCAAGAGGUAAUAAAGGCACUAGUUCAUGAAGUAAUUCCCAGAUUCGGACUUCCCUGA